Messenger RNA from Polypterus senegalus (gray bichir), 1561 nucleotides. It is a transcript of the gene fgf19, whose product is annotated as fibroblast growth factor 19. The coding region runs from base 68 to 745 and encodes 225 amino acids. Gene Ontology annotation, molecular function: growth factor activity; fibroblast growth factor receptor binding. Gene Ontology annotation, biological process: positive regulation of cell population proliferation; animal organ morphogenesis; positive regulation of protein phosphorylation. The record is from RefSeq and is a predicted model, not a curated record. Gene Ontology annotation, cellular component: cytoplasm; extracellular region. NCBI's taxonomy places the organism in Eukaryota, Metazoa, Chordata, Cladistia, Polypteriformes, Polypteridae. The transcript is spliced from 3 exons.
UGCUCACUGAAGCGCACAGAGUGUGGCUACCUCUGGAGAGCGCUUCUGCUUUGCUGGCAUUUUAUAGAUGAAGGAUCGUUCGGAGUCUCGGAAUAUGUGGCUUGCCUUCUGCUUGUUCACACUUUGGUUUUCCGUGGCCGGACACUGUCUACCUUUACGGGAUUCCGGUCCGUUGAUUAGCAACGGGUGGGACAAACCUGUCCGGUUUAGACACCUAUACGCGGCGAACAGACAGGGGCUCGCCAGUUACCAUUUGCAGAUAAAUGAAGAUGGAAGGGUGGAAGGAGCUCCGCAUCAAACUUCCUUCAGUCUCUUGGAAAUCAGACCUGUUUCCACUGGAUGUGUAGCAUUCAGAGGAGUUAAAAGUUCACAUUAUCUCUGUAUGAAUAAGGAUGGGAAACUGCGUGGACUGCAAACCUAUAAGGAGGAUGACUGCUCUUUCAUCGAGCACAUUUUGCCAAAUGGAUACAGCCUAUAUACAUCUGAGAAGCACAAGGCAGUUGUGAGCCUCAGUGGAACUAAACAACGGUUUUAUUCCCAAGGGAAGAACAUUCCCCCAUUAUCCCAGUUCUUACCUAUGGUCAGCACUAUCUCCGAUAUAGAUCUUGAAGCUGAAGACCAGUCCUCGGCAACAGAAUCAAGAUUUCCAUCUUAUCCAGAAACUGACAGUAUGGAUCCAUUUGCAGACAGCUCUAGAAUUUAUAUUCCGAGCCCCAGCUUCCACAAGAGAUCACUUAAUAGUUAAAGAACUUUCUUCAAAGGUGAUGCCAUAGUGUUUUCUAUGUUUACAACAACAGCUUAAUUGAUUGCAUCCCACAAUCUGAAUAAUAAGGGAAUUAAUACAAGCUUUCUCAGUCACGUUGAUGAGACAAACAAACAAAAAAAAAUCUUUUUUUUUUCCACCAUAUUGUCUAUUCAGAGUGGAUACUUGAAAAUGCUGAUUGUAAUUUUUGUUUAGCUGUAGCACUUGUUUAUCAAAGGAAUAUUUAUAAAUAAUUUAUUUAAUUUAAACAUAUAUUUUUUUAUACAAAAUAUUUAUUUUUACACUUUUUGACAUGUUACUGGUUAUUUACUGAACUAUGACUUGUAAAUGUUUUCUGUUAAUCACUGUAUUCAUGCUGAGUGUUUUUUUAUCUAAUUAAAUGUUAGUUUUCAGUUUCAUGAAUCUCAAAUAAACAAGUAUGAAUUAAAAAUGUGUUUAUUUAAAAUGAGAUGUUGCAUGUGCUAAAGUACUUAUCCACUCUUGAGUCUCUUAAUUUUUGUGAAAAGUGCAAACUAUAAUACAGUAUAAAGCAGUUAGACCAAUACUUCAUUGUUAUAAAACUGUCUUUCUUGUCUCAAUACACUCAAGAUGAUUUCCAUUAAAUAAAUUACCAUAUGCAAAUGUAUAUCGUCACUUAUAAACCUUUGAUGAAAAAGAAAAAAGCCUGCAUUGUGCUAGUAGAUGAAAAAAGAAAAAAAAUAUAUAAAUAUUAAAGAGAACAUUUACUGUUUGUAAGGUCAUUCAGUUUCAGGUUCGACUUUCGGCCACAUAGAGUUUUCUUGUUCUCCUUAUGUUUUU